AUGGCAGAAGUAAAAAGGAAAGCACCAGCUAAUACAUUCACCGUGCUAGUGGGAAAUAAGGUUGACAGCUUAGAAGAAAGAUGUACCACUUCAGAUGAAGCAGCAUACAAAGCAAAAGAAUGAGGAGCGAUGUAUGCUGAAGUCAGUGCUAAAACAGGAGAAAACAUAUAUUGCUUUAAUAAAAUUGGAAUAUAAAUAUUGAAUACAAUAAUCAUAUCUAUAUUGAAAUUUAUAAUUGAUUGGUAAUCAAAAGAUCUAUGUUAUUUGAGAUAAAUUAAAUAAUUUUUUCACAAAAAUCGCUAGAAAAUUAAUAGAAAGAGAAUUCCUAACGCCUCAAGCAGAAGAAGUGAGUGAUAAUGUGGACUAA
Blepharisma stoltei is the source of this 367-nucleotide messenger RNA. The record is from the annotation of a GenBank genome assembly. NCBI's taxonomy places the organism in Eukaryota, Ciliophora, Heterotrichea, Heterotrichida, Blepharismidae.